Messenger RNA from Mytilus trossulus (common blue mussel), 3677 nucleotides. Its product is annotated as G-protein coupled receptor 161-like. Gene Ontology annotation, molecular function: G protein-coupled receptor activity. The coding region runs from base 1340 to 3091 and encodes 583 amino acids. The transcript has 3 exons. Gene Ontology annotation, biological process: G protein-coupled receptor signaling pathway. Gene Ontology annotation, cellular component: membrane. The record is from RefSeq and is a predicted model, not a curated record. NCBI's taxonomy places the organism in Eukaryota, Metazoa, Mollusca, Bivalvia, Mytilida, Mytilidae.
AUGAAGUUGCAAUAUUUUUCUCUUAUAUUAAUAUCUAUAAUAGAACUGUUGAUUUUGUCGCUAACACUACUGAUAAAAAUCUAAAUAUAAUAUAAUAAUCUGUCAACGGAAAGGCAAACAUUUUGCAAAAUCAAUGGCAUUUCAGUGAAAGUAUGUUGGUAGCUAUAGUUUAUCUUAUCUUCUCUACGACGAAGCUCACCAGAUGAACUUUCAGGAUGUGUCUACCUUAAAGGUUAUUUAAAGGUGAAUAAAAGACAGAUUAACGGAAGCUAACAGGUGUCUCCCGUUAUCAGCGAUAAUAAGGUUCUAAAUGGUGGACACAUUUGUACAGAAUAACUUGUAGGUGAAAAGGAGAAAAGCUUUUGUGAAAGGACUUCAUUAGUUAAUUGGUACAUGUAUUACAGAGUGGAGAGACAAAUAAGUCCAACAAUUACAAUUAUGGAUAUUCAAUUAAAAUUCAGGAAAUAAUAAUUACGGGAUAAUAAACAGAUUCAUCAGUGUUUAGUUUAAUUGAUUCCAGAAUGAUCAUGGAAUUAUAGCGCUAGACAUUUUUCAUUAAGAUGUAGUUAUUUGUUUUAAUAGUAUCAAUUUUCAGAAAAUGAAAAGCAUCGUGGGCGACCCGACGUCCUUAUAGAAUUACUAGUCUAAUAAAGUUUAUAUUUUAUUUAUAUGUGAUCGUUUUAUUACUAAUACUAUGGAAUACAUUUCAAUUAAUAUAAAAUAUACAAACUUGACAGAAUUUUAAAAUCUCUAUAAAACAUGGCGAAGAUAGAAACUAUACAGAAUAACAAAAUUUCUAUUUAAAAAUGUCAGAGAAUGAGACACGGAUACAAUUCCUUAUCUAAUUCACAGAUGCCUUAUAACAACAUUUGACGACAAGUGCUGCCAUUCAGUACGUUUAUUUCAAUUUGACAACAAUCCUGGAAAAAAUCUACACUUGUUGUUGCUGCCUAUUGAUAACAAGGUAGAAAAGUGCAAUAUCACAAAUUGUUAUAUUCUUCGCCGUUUGAUGACAAUGUUAGAAAGUACAAUAGCACAGGUUAUUAUAUUCUACGCCAUUUGAAGACAAUGUGGAAUAGAUAAGAGUCACGAUCGUUCUAUUGUCUGUCAUUUAAUAACACAGUGGUAAUAUUAAGUGUUUUUGCUGACCGUUUGAGGACUACCUUGGACGUUCUAUAUAAAUGCUGCUGGCCAAUUAAUCAUAUUCAAGGAUGUUAAGUGCAAGAAUUGUUCUGUUUCGCGUUCUGAUGACAAAUAGAGAAGGUUGCCACUAGCUUGUUUUCCACUGAUAACUACACAAUCAUAGUCUAGUGUAUCUUAGUUAUUCAAGACAACUGUAAUGAUUCUUCGCCAUUUAAUGACAGAUACUGAAACAAAUUGUAACAACUCGGAUCCAAACUCCUCACAAUGUGGGGAAGACAUGCAUUCUGUAGGACUGUCACUGAAAGCCCUUUCUCUUGGAAUAAUAUUCAUUGUCUCCAUGGUGAUGAAUGGAACAGUAUGUUUGGUAUUCUAUAAAAAGACUCAGCUACUUAGUGUGUCUAACACAUUCGUUCUCAACCUGAUAUGUUGUCAACUCGCUAUUUGUGUCAUUGUCUUGCCGUUUAGUCUUGCGUCCAUAUUCUCAUCCAAGUGGAUUUUCAAUGACAUUUGGUGCCACAUUGAAGGUUUUAUCUUAACAUUCUGCAUUGCAGAAACACAAUUUUCUCUGACUAUAAUAGCUGUUGACAGGAACUAUGCCAUCAUAAACUCUCUUAGAUACCCGUAUGUGUUCACUAUUAAGAGAGGUCACAUUGCUAUUGCUGUUUCUUGGGCAACAAGUGUAGCUAUCAGUAUUCCUCCGCUUGCCGGUUUCAGUGCAUACAGCUAUUCUCCUGAUGAAAAUACUUGCACACUGGAUUGGAAUUGUUCACUUGAAUUCUCAGUUAUGUUUUUGAGUAUUUGUUUUUUAUUUCCGUUGCUAAUUCAAUCAUGGUGUUACCUGACUAUAUUCCACGCGGCAAUGAACCAUACCAAACGAAACCAUCGAGUAUUUCCCUCCUUAUCUACUACAGUGGGGACAAGAGACGCGCCUAGUGACUCAUCAGAAGGUGUCGAAUUGUCAACACAGGUUGUACAAGUUAGUUAUAAAAGUAUGGAAUGUAAAGCUAUGCGUACGAUUCUAUUUAUAGCAUGUUCAUACGCAAUAUGUUGGGUGCCGUAUAUGGUAUGCGCAGUUUAUAGACUUGUAGGUAUAAGUAUAACCUACGAUCUUGGAAGUUUUACCAUUGUUAUGAUCUUCUUUAAUACAGCCGUAGAUCCACUAAUAUACGCAUUUAUGAACAGAAUCAUGCGUUUUGAAAUUUAUAAAUUUUAUUGUGAUUCCUUGAGUAAGGUAGCGGGUAAGACGUCAUCUUAUGACGAAAGUGAUGACGGAGUUUCUUCAACGAAUAUGUCUCAAACACAUUCUACCUCGCGCAUGAGUCGCACGAGUUCGAUAAAAUCACGCAGUACGAAAGGAAGUGCGCCAGGAAGAGUAGAAAUGAACCCAAUCAAAGAGGAAAUUGAACCGUUAUCAGAAUCCCAAAAAGCAAAAAGUACUGUAGGUUUAACCAGAAAAGAAUUGGUUCUGACUCCAGUAGACAUUCACCGAGAGAGUUCAGUGUCUAGUAUGCCGUCAUCCUCGAAAAGGAAAAAGGCAACGAUAGAAAUACACCCUAAAGAUAAAGACUCGAUUCAAUCAUCGCAAAUACAUUCUUCAAAGCCAAAAAGGUCACGUUCAGAAGUAUGGACUAAAAGCGACAAGACUUUGGUUUCAGAACAAGAAUCUUUUUUGUUUUUUAAACUCGGAGAUGACAAGAAAACUAAUCAUCAAUAUAACAGAUUAAGAUGUUCUAUAUCUAACAGCAGUACAAAUCAAACACGUAUCAAAACCGUGUGUGGUAAAACGACUUUGACCUCGUCAACUUUUAUUCAAAAUGAAUCCGACUUGGAUCUUCAGGACCUUGAUAUAGUUGCAGAACUUUCAAUAGAUGUUCGUCGAAAAAGAAAAGCGAUGAAAGAUAAAAAUGUUUCUGGAUCUCGUGAAGGCCGGAACUGUUUGUCGGCUUAGUUUGUUGUAAAAGAACCAAUGGCGGAUCCAGAAUAGGGGUUUCCGGGUGGUUGGAACCCCCCUUUUUGUUGGAACUAUCAAUGCAUUUGAAUGGAGACAUAUAGUUGGAUUCCUGCUUUAUCCUGGGUUGGUAACCCAUUAAACAUGACUGGAUCCGCCCCUGAGAACAAAUGUGUUAUUGUUUAAAUAUAUAGGUACAGUUUGUCUACGUACAUUAGUGAACUUUUUUUCUUUAAGUUAUAUGUCCUUAAUGGGAUUCCGUUUUAUGUCCACGAAAUCAUUUUAUUGCAUACCAUUAACAGUUCCAUUUUUUUUACUAGAUGACGAAUUUUACAAUAAAUGUCUAUUCAGUGAUACCCGAGGCAAAAACAUUAGAUGAUCUUAAAUAUUAUUACAAAACUAAAGAUCUCAUAAAUCAAAAAGCCCAUAAAGUAUAGUUAAAGCCGGUUAAGGUUUUAUUUAAGGGAGAUAUGCUCCUUAAUUCAAAGUUAUUUUCAAAAUGUUGAACAUAGAAAUUUUUAUAAACUGUGGUUCACAAUAUCCUUUUUUUAUUCCAGUACUUUCAUUUGUAUUUUACUGGCUACUG